Molecule: messenger RNA, 727 nt
Organism: Loxodonta africana (African savanna elephant)
Lineage: Eukaryota; Metazoa; Chordata; Mammalia; Proboscidea; Elephantidae
Product: hemoglobin subunit alpha-like
Biological process (GO): oxygen transport; hydrogen peroxide catabolic process
Cellular component (GO): blood microparticle; haptoglobin-hemoglobin complex; hemoglobin complex
Molecular function (GO): heme binding; peroxidase activity; haptoglobin binding
Source: RefSeq, a predicted model, not a curated record
UCUGAUAACGACAAGAGCAACGUCAAGGCCACCUGGAACAAGGUUGGAGACCACGCUUCGGAUUAUGUUGCCGAGGCCCUGGAGUGGUGAAGAUCCCGCUGUCCCCUACUCACACACCGGGCUCAACACCACUCCACUGCCCCUCCUUGGGCUACAACCAGGACUGUGCCCAAGCCCCAGAGCCCCGGGGCCCAGGCCUCUGACCUGCCACUGGGGGAGCCCGGCACUCCUACCCGCCCUCCCUCAGAGGCUGGGUGCGCUCUCCCCGCUUCCCUACCCUACCCCUCCACCACCGCUCACCUGUCACUUCUCCACGCAGGAUGUUCCUCCCCUUUCCCACUACUUUCCUCACUUCAGCCUGAGCCAUGGCUCUGCCCAGGGCAAGGGACAGGACAAGAAGGUGGGGGAGGCACUGACCCAAGCUGUCAGCUACCUGGAGGACCUGCCUGGUGCCCUGUCUGUGUUCAGCGACCUGCACACUCACAAGCUGAGGGUGGACCCUGUCAACUUCAAGCUCAUAAGCCACUGUCUGCUGGUGACUCUAGCAGCCACCACCCCUGCGGUCCAUGCCUCUCUGGACAAGUUUCUCAGCAAUGUGAGCACCAUGCUGACCUCCAAAUAUCGUUAAGUUGGAGCCCAGGAGAGGCACCACCAGCCUUCCUCCCCUCCCUGAACGUGCCUCUGAGUCUUUGAAUAAAGUCUGAGUGGGCGGCAGCCUGGUGUGGCC